UCAAUCUACACUUCUUAUUUCUCACGGACACUUUGGGUUUUUUUUGGGAAAGGGGUAGAGGAGGGUAACUUGGCAGAAAGACCGGCGGGGGGUUGGAUUAGUGCGCCAGAUUACAGGAAAACGUGUCCUAUUUCGUGUCAGUAGUUGAAACCAGCAGCCUCUCUCUCUCCCCCCACUACUCCCCCCUCCCUCUUUACGCACGCCGUACUCCAGUGAAGGAAACGGCAGUUCAGAUCACAUUUCACAUUCAGCUCCGACCAGCUGAGAGAGAGACAGCCAGAGAGCAGAGGAGGAGUCGAGUCUCCGCUUUCCUCUCUGCUACCUUCGCCAGAGGAAGAAAAUAAUAAGCAUUUAUUUAAAAAAAAAAAAAAAGACGCUCCGGCGGAGGAACGAGCGGGCGCGCGCCGCGAUAAUUUAAACACCACCGGGAUUUCUUUUUUCUUCUUCUUUCUCAUAUGUAUUUUUGCAGGGGUUUUUUUUAGGAGCGAGAGCGCCACAUAUAAAUAGAUAGACAAGAAGCAGAGGAAGAAGAAGAAGAAGAACAGGAGGAAGAAGAAGAGAUGGACGAGCAGACGAGGUUGAUGCACUCUCACUCGGGGGUAGGCAUGGCGGGGCACCCCGGCCUGCCGCCGCAUAUGCAGGAGGGCACCGGAGGACCGGACGGCGACGGGAGGAAACAGGACAUUGGAGACAUUUUACAGCAAAUCAUGACCAUCACGGAUCAGAGUCUGGACGAAGCUCAGGCCAGGAAACACGCUCUCAACUGUCACAGAAUGAAGCCAGCCCUUUUCAAUGUGUUGUGUGAAAUCAAAGAAAAAACAGUGCUGAGUAUCCGCGGCGCCCAGGAGGAGGAGCCCCCGGAUCCCCAGCUCAUGCGCCUGGACAACAUGCUGCUGGCAGAGGGCGUGUCCGGUCCGGAGAAAGGCGGCGGCUCGGCGGCAGCCGCAGCCGCAGCGGCCGCAGCGGGAGGGGUGGGGGCGGACAACUCCACGGAGCACUCCGACUACAGGGCGAAACUGACCCAGAUCAGACAGAUCUACCACACGGAGCUGGAGAAGUACGAGCAGGCGUGUAACGAGUUCACCACCCACGUGAUGAACCUGUUGCGGGAGCAGUCGCGCACGCGGCCGAUUUCGCCCAAGGAGAUCGAGCGCAUGGUGAACAUCAUCCACCGCAAGUUCAGCUCCAUCCAGAUGCAGCUCAAGCAGAGCACCUGCGAGGCCGUCAUGAUCCUACGCUCCCGCUUCCUCGAUGCCAGACGGAAAAGACGAAACUUCAACAAGCAGGCAACAGAGAUCCUGAACGAGUAUUUCUACUCUCACCUCAGUAACCCGUACCCAAGCGAGGAGGCGAAAGAGGAGCUGGCAAAGAAGUGCGCCAUCACAGUUGCCCAGGUUUCCAACUGGUUUGGGAAUAAAAGAAUCAGAUACAAGAAAAACAUUGGUAAGUUCCAAGAAGAAGCCAACAUGUACGCUGCGAGAACUGCCGUGAAUGCGGCUAAUGCAUCCUCACAUGGAAGCCAAGCAAAUUCACCCUCAACUCCAAACUCUGCAGGUUCUGGCGGCUCUUUUAACAUGUCAAACUCCGGGGACUUGUUCAUGAGCGUGCAGUCUCUCAAUGGGGACUCGUACCAGGGGGCUCAGGUGGGAGCCAACGUGCAGUCACAGGUGGAUACCCUUCGCCAUGUUAUCAGUCAGACAGGCGGAUACAGUGAAGCACUCACAGCCAACCAGAUGUACAGUCCGCAGGGCAUCAAUGCAAACGGGGGCUGGCAGGAUGCGCCGACCCCCUCGUCGGUGACUUCACCCACAGAAGGACCCGGAAGCGUUCACUCCGACACCUCCAACUGAUCCUCCACUCCUCACUCCUCCUGCUUCUCAGCUUCCUCCAUCACGGCAGCCCCCCCCACAUCUCCCAAAACUUAAGAUCAAUCCCCAUCAGGACUGGACGUGGCGCCCUGUAUGUAGUCACGCGGUGGGACACAGCCGGGGUCCGGGAUGACAUUUAAGGACAAAUGUUUCACGUUUCCUAUCCGGACCGCCGCUGCACCGCCAGCAGCCUGUGGAGAGGACUCACAUCCACACUUCACACUUUGUACAGUCCCCCCUCGAUGUCCAUGUUGCCUCUUUGGAUCUCUCUUAUUAUUAUUGUUAUGGUUACUAUUAUUAUGUGUUCACACAGUUAUCAGCGUAACGCCCCACGUCUUGUAGAUUGAAAUGUUUCCACACUACCUCGAUUCGAAAACAACAACAUAGAAAAUAUUUCUGUUUUUUCAUUUUUUUAUAAUUAUUGGAAUCUUUCUGUAACCCCCCCCCCCCCCUCAGAAGACUUCUGUCCUUAGUCACACAUUUCUGUUUGUCUGCCGAGCCAAAGUUCAACCUCAAUAACGUUACAUUUUUAUUCCUUACAUCUUCCACCCCAUAAUUUGUAGUAGUAUUAUUAUUAUUAUAUUAGUUCAGUCAUAUUGGUCAGGUAAUAACUCGAUUUAUAUAGUUUCUACUGUAAAGCAGACAAUGACAUAUAUGGUAUUUUCUAUUUUAUCUCCAGACAUGCAAGAUUUGUGCUCAUCUGCGGUGCAACAAUGCAAAGAAGUCACAAUUCAAGCACUUAACAAAUCGAGCGCGAUUCAUGAGGAUAUUUGACGUUCUAUUGUGAUUGAUGGCUGCAGCCACAAUACAGAUGGAAAACUUGGCCCGAAAAACACUAAAUCGACGGCAUUAGAAGUGACAAUUACGGCACGUCAGCGUGCAUUAAAGCACAAUAACAGCCAGUGAUUGAGCUCAAAGGGGAACAUUUGUAAAUGACACAGACAACAAUGCAGAGUGGCAUAUGGAAGAAAUAGAGUGCACAUACAGCAUGUGGUCAGACGUCAUCAAAGUAGCCAAAUACUGCUGGUAACCAAAUCCAAAAGAAAAAUAAUCACAUUUCAGACUUCAUGGUGCCAUGGUGAUGGAAUUCAUGUGCGAUGAUCUUGAUGGGGCAUUCUAAAUUGUUUUUGCAUUUGCUCAAAUGAAGGGAUUUCAAACAUGAUAAGAAAUGCUCGAGGUAAACCACUGAAAUAUCCUUUUCUGUGUCAAAAUAUCAGGUGCUCAUUUGUUUGGCUCAAAUAAAAGUCCACAUGCAGUCAGUGCUGGACAGAAACUCCAGUUCUUGGAUGACAAAAAGAUAAGAUUGGAUUUUUUGUGUUCAAGAGUCCAUUCACUUUUUUUAAUGCUAAAAACGGCACCAAUCCAAAAUGUGAAAUUACAUUUUUGACAUUUGUUUUAUGUACAGUACAAUGUGGUCGAUCAUGUAUACGAGAUAUCAUUUGCAUACUUUGAUACCAAAAAAGAACAGAAUUUGUAUCCUACAUUUGUUUUAGCUUGAUUAACCUUUUCCUUCUUCCUCUUAUUGUAGGAUUUUAUUAUUAUCCACGCUACUAGCGAGCAUCUCACUACGUCUAGUAUUCUGUUUCCAAAGCCAAAUAAAUGGAAACAAACACCACAAUGGCACACAAAUCCAGCUAAGGUUAGGAUAUAUUUUUAUGUCUCCAUUUUGUUUGUUUAUUUUAAUUUGAUAUAAUGUUGUCUUUGCUACAGGACUGUCUCUUUUUUUAAGCAACCAUAUGUGAAUGAGCCCCAGAAUGCUCUAUAUACAGGAUGUAGAUAUGCACCCCUACUCUUAUUUUUCAUCUUUGGAUUUCGGACUGCAGCCACUUUAACGCAGCCCCGGCGGACUUCCUGUCGCAUUUAAGGCAAAGUCCUCCUUAUUAUUUUGUACCAAGGCCAAAGUCACACAAGCCUGCCUCCAAGAUGGCUGCUGUCCGAAUGAAGGCGACGCGAAAAGCGCUCCCGUGGCGUUGUUUUUUGGUUUAACCGGAGCCUCGUGGGAAACAAAACUCAAUCCCAAUCAAUCGUACCGCCUGAAAGCAGUUUGUCAGUGUGUUUGUAUUUAUUACACAUGUAUGAAAUCCACCACGGCAUGAUCGCACCAAGCAAGACUCACCAGGGUCUUUCCUCCUGGACUCACCCGCUCACAAUAAAAGGGGGAGGGAGGUAGGGGGGGUUGUCUCCUGAAGUCACUCGAGUGGAUCGACAGCAAACAUUGGGUUGUUUUUGCACCCCUCAAAGAAGAAGAAGAAAAGAAGAACUUAAAUCUACUUUUCACGUUGCCUGUCAAAUAUUAUUCAAAGCUUCAUGUAAUGAUGCUUUCUAGUUUUUUGAAUAUAAAAGGAAAAGAAAAAACAAACAAUUUGUAAAACAUGAAAUGUUUUAUUUGUUGCAUGUCCUUUUUGUUCUUCAAUAAAAUAACGUACUGCAGUGUUUUGAAUGUUAACUUCUUUUUUAUGAGGAUUUCAGAGUGAAACCGUGGAGCCUUUUUUCUUGACAGGUUUUGACUUUUAAGAUCUCUGCGUAUGUAAAAAGGGUAUCAAAUGGAAACGUGUUGUCUUUUUAAUUCCAAACCAUUUUUUUCUGUGAGGAGAAAAUAACUUAAAGGCUUUGGUUUUUUUGGCCUCUUAAUUUGUACUGACGAUGCAUAUCCCAAAUAAAUACUUUCUUUUGUUGCAUA
Pungitius pungitius (ninespine stickleback) is the source of this 4548-nucleotide messenger RNA. RefSeq names its product pre-B-cell leukemia transcription factor 1. The record is from RefSeq and is a predicted model, not a curated record. Gene Ontology annotation, cellular component: nucleus. The transcript is spliced from 9 exons. The coding region runs from base 561 to 1850 and encodes 429 amino acids. Gene Ontology annotation, biological process: embryonic organ development; animal organ morphogenesis; brain development. Lineage: Eukaryota; Metazoa; Chordata; Actinopteri; Perciformes; Gasterosteidae. Gene Ontology annotation, molecular function: DNA-binding transcription factor activity, RNA polymerase II-specific; RNA polymerase II cis-regulatory region sequence-specific DNA binding.